This is a messenger RNA of Salvelinus sp. IW2-2015, 2055 nucleotides long. The record is from RefSeq and is a predicted model, not a curated record. Lineage: Eukaryota; Metazoa; Chordata; Actinopteri; Salmoniformes; Salmonidae.
AUGUGUCAGUACUGUACAGGACAGGGCAUGUGUAACGUGAGGAUACUGGGAUGUGUCAGUACUGACAGACAGGGCAGUGUAAUUCGACACACAUCAGACUCCGUGCUGUUCAGAGAUUACAGCUCUGAAAAGAAGAGGAACAUCACAGGUGCAUGGAUUCUGGCAUUCCAGAACUCCCAGGAGGGAAACCCAGUUGCUGGAAGCAGGAUCAGGGAUUCUGGCAUUCCAGAACUCCCAGGAGGGAACCCAGAGUGUCUGGAGCACGGGAUCAGGGAUUCUGGCAUUCCAGAAAACUCCCAGGAGGGAACUCCAGAGUGUCUGGAGCAGGUGCAGGGAUUCUGGCAUUCCAAGAACUCCAGCGGGAACUCCAGAAGGACCCAACCCCAACCCCAACCCCAACCCAACCCCCAACUCCAGACCCAACCCCAAAUCCCACACCCCAACCCCAUCCCAGACCCAUCUUGGCGUCUCAAGCCCCCCAACCCCAGACUCCAGACCCCCAACCCAACCCCCAACCCCAACCAACCCCCCAACACCAACCCCAGCCCCAAACCCCAUAGCCUCAACCCCCUACAGCCCCAGCCCCACACCCCAACUCCCAGACCCCAUCCCCAACCCCAACCCCAAACCCCAAACCCAACCCCCAACCCAAACCCCCAACCCCAACCCCCACACACCAACCCCAGCCUCAACCCCCAGCCCCGCCCAGCAAUCAACCCCAGCCCCAGCCUUCAACCCCCAAGCCUCAACCCCAGCCCACAACCCCAGCCCCAGCCUCACCCCAGCCCCAACCCCAGCCUCAAACCCCCAGCCCACAGCCCCAACCCCAACCCCAAGCCUCCAACCACCCCAGCCCAGCCCCAAACCCCCAGCCCAAGCCACCCAGCCUCAACCCAACCCCAAACCCACACCCCAACCCCAUCCCAGACCCAUCGUUGGCCCAACGCACCCAACCCCAACUCCAGACCCCCAACCCAACCCCAACCCCAACCCAACCCCCAACACCAACCCCAGCCCAACCCCAUAGCCCUCAACCCCCUAGCCCCAGCCCACCACCCCAACUCCCAGACCCCAUCCCCAACCCCCAACCCCAACCCCAAACCCAACCCCCAACCCAAACCCCCAACCCCAACCCCCAACACACCAACCCCAGCCUCAACCCCAGCCCCAGCCCAGCUCAACCCCAGCCCCAGCCUCAACCCCACAAGCCUCAACCCCAGCCCCAACCCCACCCCCACUCCCAGCACCAACCCCAGCCCCAGCCUCAACCCCAGCCUCAUAACCCAGCCCCAGCUCAACCCCUCAGACCCCAACCCCAGCCUCAACCCCCAGCCCCAGCCCCAAGCCUCAAACCCACAGCCCAACCCCAGCCCCAGCCCCAACCCCCAGCCUCACCCCAAACCCCCAGCCUCAACCCCCAAAGCCCCAGCCUUAACCCCCAGCCCCCAACCCCAACCCCAGCCCCAGCCCCCAACCCCAGCCCCAAAAUCCAGCCUCAACCCCCAGCCCCAGCCUCAACCCAGCCCCAGCCGUCAACCCCAGCCCCAAGCCUUCAACCCCAGCCCCGAGCGCCCGGAACCCCAACCCGCAACCCCAGCCCCAGCCUCAACCCCACCCCAACCCCCAACUCCAGCCCCGAACGCCAACCCAACCCCAGCCCAGCCUCCAACCCCACCCCAGACUCGCACCCCAAGCCCCAACCCCAACCCCCAGCCCCAGCCUCAACCCCAAGCCGCAGACCCGCUAACGUCCAGCCCCAGAGACCCCAACUCCGAGCCCGCAACGCCCAACCCCAAGCCCCAGCCCAUCAACCGCAACCCCAACCCCAACUCCAGCCCCAGCCCCAGCCCCAACCCAGCCCCAGCCCCCAACCCCAAACCCAACCCCACACCCCAAACUCCAGCCCCCAACCCCAACCCCACCCAGCCUCAACCACCAACCCAGCCCCAACCCCAACCCCAACCCCAGCCCCAACCCCAACCCCGAGAGCUGCCACCCCCAGACUCCCGAGCGCCCCAACCCCAAACCCCGAACCCCAACCCCAACCCCAAAUAA